Messenger RNA from Aspergillus sclerotioniger CBS 115572, 1697 nucleotides. Its product is annotated as glycosyltransferase family 31 protein. The transcript is spliced from 2 exons. Lineage: Eukaryota; Fungi; Ascomycota; Eurotiomycetes; Eurotiales; Aspergillaceae. The record is from RefSeq and is a predicted model, not a curated record. Gene Ontology annotation, molecular function: glycosyltransferase activity. Gene Ontology annotation, cellular component: membrane. The coding region runs from base 173 to 1495 and encodes 440 amino acids.
UUGCAUUAUUCGCGGCGCGACAUCGGAAAUGCGAAAAUAUCUUGCCCCAAGCUGGAGGAUAGGUCGAUAAUUUGUUUCAGUUUUACACAGUACUCACCAGCGUCUCCAUCGCUCCGCUGCAGGUCGGCCACCGCUCAACCCAAAAUCAUUCCCCUCCCAGCGCUACGCCACAAUGGCCGUCCGUCGCUUUCGUCGCAUCACAAUCCUCACCUCCCUCCUGGGCAUCUUCCUUCUCUACCACUUCCUCUCCAUCCGCCCGGAGCUCUACACCCGCAGUGGCCUCUCCCACCCUCGCGCCCCGAGCAGCACUCCGACUGCCGCCCCGACUGAGAUUCCGGAAUGCCCCUCCCUCGAGGGGAUGGAAGACGUGCUGGUGGUGAUGAAGACCGGCGUCACCGAAUCCCUCAGCAAAGUUCCGGUACACUUCCAAACCACCCUCCGCUGCGUUCCAAACUACAUCAUUUUUUCCGACUUUGAAGAAGAAAUCGAGGGCGUCAAAGUGCACGAUGCGUUCCUCCACAUGGACAGCACGGUCAAAGAUACGGUCAGCGAUUUCAACCUCUACAACCGCCUCCGCGAACAAGGGCGCGCCGGGCUUGAGUCCGCCGACUUUGCUGAUGAAGCAAACUCGAACAUUGGCAAACCGAAUAACCCAGGGUGGAAGCUGGACAAAUGGAAAUUCCUGCCUAUGGUUCAAAGGGCUCUGGCACAUAAGGACAAUGCCAAAUGGUAUGUCUUUAUGGAGGCAGAUACCUACAUUUCCUGGUCGACUCUUAUGCAAUGGCUCUCGCAUUUUGAUCCAAAAGAGCCCACCUACAUUGGCACUGAGACCCAAAUUGCGGAUGUCAUCUUCGCCCAUGGCGGUUCCGGCUUUAUUGUCUCCAACCCGGCGAUGCAGCUCGCCUCGAACGAGUACGCGAGCCGCACUGUGGAAUUGAACGAAUACACCGACUGGCACUGGGCAGGUGACUGCGUCCUGGGCAAGGUUCUCGCUGAUGCCGGAGUGCCCUUGCACUAUUCGUGGCCGAUCCUCCAAAAUUCUAAUGUCGGAGAACUGGACGAGUUUGCCAGAGGCUUCUACCGGAAACCGUGGUGUUUCCCGGCGGUAGCAUUCCAUCAUUUGUCCCCUCGUGAGAUCCAGGAUCUCUACGAGUUUGAGAAACGAAGACGCCUUGAGACCGACAGUCCUGUGCUUCUUCACCGCGACGUGUUCAAGGAACUCAUCUUCCCGGAGCUCUCGAAUGUUCGUGAUGACUGGGAUAACCUGUCUGACCAGGAACAUCCGACUAUCACCACGUUCCACGAGUGCCAAUCCCUGUGCUCCAACUCGCGCGACUGUGCGCAAUUUGUUAUGCGGGACGGCAUCUGCUUCACUGGAGAAACACCCCGACUGGGCGUGAGGAAGCCGACGGCGCGGUCGGGUUGGGUUCUAAGCACGAUCGAGCUCAUGAUGAACCAUGCGCCGCGGUGUUCCCGGCCAGACUUUGGACUAUGAUUCGCGGGCGAAUUAUCCUUAAAAGUGGGUUGUAUUUUAUAGAUUUGCAUUCCGCCUAUAGCAUUGCAUCGCAUUGCGGUGAUGGCGUUUGGUGCUGGCAGUUCUUGCAUCGGGCGUCUGGUAUAUUCUUUGAGUUUAGCAACUAGUCUUGUUCAUCGCAGCACUUUUCCUGUACGUUAUCAAGCUCCAAACACAAUCAACC